Molecule: messenger RNA, 4069 nt
Organism: Oncorhynchus keta (chum salmon)
Lineage: Eukaryota; Metazoa; Chordata; Actinopteri; Salmoniformes; Salmonidae
Gene: terb1
Product: telomere repeat binding bouquet formation protein 1
Exons: 22
Coding region: 648-3584 (978 amino acids)
Biological process (GO): meiotic attachment of telomere to nuclear envelope; homologous chromosome pairing at meiosis
Source: RefSeq, a predicted model, not a curated record
CAACCCUAUUCCUAGUUUAGUUGACAGAUACCGGCAUCACUCUGUUCGUCCUCCCCGUAACCGCUCGACUCAUGUCCCCCGCUUCUCUCCUCAGCGCUCUAAUCCUACCUAUUCCUCUCGCAGAAAACGGUGCCAAGUCUCAAACUGCCUUCGUAUGUAUCUGUGUGGUAAUUUAGCUCACGUUUAACCAUUGACUCGGUUUUAACUCGGGCGUUGUUAGCUAAUUAACUACCUUGCUUCGUUCCUCCUUCCCCUACAAGCACGCCUUUACUGUGGCCAAUCAGAAACGAUAGCAUCGGAGCGGCAAUUUAUAAUCAACUUCCAUCCAUUGUCAUUUUAACCGUCCAGCAACACAGCAGCACCUUGACAUCUGUUUAGUGUCCAGCAAAGGACAAAUGACAAUGUAAAAGAGUAUACUUUUGAAUUGUAAUUAAUGAAGUGAAAUUAUGAACUGGCAAGUAGCUAGCUAGCUAAAGUUAGAUAAGUGAUUUCAGUGCGGUCGCUCAUGAGGAGAGUUCGCUGUGUGACAACGCCGGCAAUCUGACUGCUUUCAUGCUAGCUGUUACGGCAACUGCACAGAUUUAUAUCUUUGGAACAUCUGUUCUAGCUAGGUAGCCUCUUUAUUUCAUGAAGCAUAUCCAUUGAAGAUGGAAAAGGAUGUUUCCAGCGUAAGCAAACAUAAUGCCACGAAGACAGAUCUGAGUUUGUUGCUGGAGUGUCUGAAGUACCAGAUGAGAUGUCCUGAUUCACAGAAACAAGCGCUUCUUACCAUCUAUUCUAUCUGUCAACAGAGAGAGGAGAAUGUGAACUUCUUCAGAGAGAUUGGAGGGGUGGUGUUUGUGUACAACCUCUCCAAAUCGAGUGCUCACGCAGAGGUCAGGGAGACCUCUCUCUUCAUACUGGGAACGCUGGCAGAGGCCAAUGUGUACUGUAAGCAGGCCUUGUGUAGGAGGGAGCUGUUCAGUGAUCUGACAGAUGGUCUGAUGCAGCAGGACAGCCCACUGACCCAGAGGAGAGUAGCUGUCUACCUGAUCUCUGUCCUUGUCGCCAACAACAGGUCUGGACAGAUUUUCGCUCAGACCUCUGGCUGUCUGGACAUCCUGCUAGACUUGUUCAGGACUAGUUUCCCUCUCUCUGGCAAGGCCACAGUGAAACCUGCGAACAUCACUCAGCUGUUCCAACUCUGGACCUCUGUGUCCAGUGCUCUCUGUGGCUGUGUCAACAACCCCCAGAAUGAGGAGAGCCAGCGUAUCUGUGUGUCAGCCUUCCCCCUGGUCAAGUCCUGGCUGCAGCAGCUCUCUCACCCCCAGGCAGAGAUGGUUCAGCCCAUCUGCUCCUUCAUAGCCAUGACGGUCGCCAACAACCAUUGUGCUCAGGAGACUUUUUACAGAGUUGGCGGGCUCGGAACUCUGACCCAAACUCUGAUUCACUUUGCCUCUGAUGCCUCCCACAGCCCAUUGGCCUGUAAGCUGUCUGUCAUCAUGACCAAAACUGUGUCAGCCUGCAUCACUGACAACCCUGUGUUGGUGUCAGGUCUGGCAGGUUAUGGUUUGGUUCCCCCUCUCAUCUCCCUGCUGUCCAGCCCCAUCCUGGAUCCCCAAGGCAGGCUAAUUAUCAUACUCACCCUGGGACACUGUACUGAGGCCUCUGCGGAGCACCAGUCUCAGUUGUUACAGUGUGGAGGUCUGUCCCUCAUCAUCACUCUACUGACUGAGUCUACCAGCGAAGAGCUCAGGAAGGCUGCUACGUUCAUACUGCAGACCUGCAAACAGGCUACUGUGUCUCUGUGUGGUGCAGUCCAGGGGGUGUCCCUGGGUCAGACUGGGGAGCUGGAGCCCCCUGUGGACAUGGAGAGGUACUGGAGGUCAGCACGAGACAUGCUGCACAGGAUCAACCAGCUGGAGAGACAACAGGCUCAGGGAGAUGAGGAGGACACACCGAACCCCCCAGACCAACAGAACCCUGCAGGAUUGGGGAGGAAGGAGCUACUCUCACCCAUACCCCUCCCCCCAACCCCCCACCACAUCUCCCUACCAUACGAGGAGAGGAGAGGAGGAGGAGGAGGAGGAGAUAAGAGGUGUGAGGAGAGUUGGAGAGGAGUAGAGUGGAGGGGCCAACAGAGAAGAUAUGGAAGGGGAGGAGAGAAAGGAGAGGAGAGGGCAAUGGAUGGUGAGAGAGAGACCCCUGUCCUGCCUGUCUUAGCGAAGGUGGGUAGAGAUGGAGAGAGAGUGAAGCGAGACCAGAGAGAGGAGAAUCAACCCACAAACAGAGGGCAUGACCUAACGCGUGUAAGGAGACUGGUAUUCCAAGCCAGUGAGGAGCCACAGAAACACAGCCGCAGAGAGCGAGAGAAGAGGACCUGCACACACUCUCUCACACAUCAAGAGAGGGAGAGCGACAGGGCAGCAUACAGAAACACACCGGCAGAACAGGAAAGACGCACCACGCUGCACACACUUGGAAACACACAAAGAGAGAAGAAAAGGGACAGCGGCUCGGCAGCUAUGAGAAACACUUAUCCUCUCUACACGAAAACACUGGCAGAGAAAGGCAAAACCACACAGACCGAGAACUGCCGAGACGAGCACCCUGGGAGGAGACUGCAGACUGUGUCAGCCGCGGGCCAUGCUGGACUUGGUACAGCUGGUGUCGCGGGGCAGCCCAGUGGUGGAGAGGAUGAGAGGUGUUCUGUAUGUCUGGGGACGGGAACACUGGUCACCUCUUCCUCCAGGCCACUAGAGGGACACUCCCAGACACACACACACAGCCAAGUGUUCAAGUGCCCAGCUCCAGGCAAGUCAGGUUUGGGCAGGCAGAAGAAACGGUUGGACAAUGAAGAUGUCCUCUCUGUGUGUUCUGAGCUUCUGGACAGUGAGAUCCGUAAAAUAAUGGAGACUCCAGCCACCACAUAUAAACCCACCUAUAGGUGCUCAGGCUGUGGGUUGCGGUUCAGUGAGGUGACCAGCCGGUCAUUCCCUGUCCUCCAGAGGUCCUGUCCUCACAGCUGUGACCUGCACAUGGUGCUGCAGCAGGCCACACACAGCUACACAAAGUGCCUCCGAGAAAUAUGCAGGAGGAGAGACGCACACACGACCAAGCAGAGAGAGGGAGGGAUGCAGAGCGUCUCGGAUAACUGCAGAGAUGCCAGUCUAACUCCUAUCCAUAAAGGAACCCUGCUGAAGAGCUUCUCAACGCACAGAGGACAAUACAGAAAUGACCACAACCAUGUGAGUCUCACCCCUCUAAAGAAGCGUAGUCCAUAUGGAGAUAUCACCCUGACUCCUGUGCGUAGAGGUGGUCUGAUGAGGAGCGUCUCCUCUGUGACCAGCAGGGGGCAGGAGAGAGGAGAUGUUAGUCUCACUCCCUUGAAGAAGGCUCGGCCCUCUGAAGACAGGAGAACAGAUCAUGGGGAAGAUGGUGCCAUUGAUGAUCAGCAGGAGACUCUGUUCAUGGGAAAACCCUCUCUGACUAGGGAGAAGAGGAAAUUCAGCCGUGACGAGGAGCGUUACCUGUGUCGAGGUUUGGUCUAUCCUGGAACACCAUCCUGUGGUCCUAUCCCUUCCAGCCGGGGCGCACCAAUGUAGAUCUGGCCAAGACAUACAAACACCUGCAGGCUAAAUUCCAGGGUAUGGUUUCAACCUCUCCCUGAGAUCUGAGAAGACCACACUGAUUUGUCUAUUGUACAUCACAGUAAUAUAUUUGAAAUACUCAAAUUUAAUAUUGAGGUAAUAAUUUUGAAGUACUUACAUUUAAUCCCCAGUUUGAAUUGGUUAACUUCUAUUUUGUACUACUGUAAGUAAACCACAUGAAGAUGUAUUUGAAAUGCGUUAAUUUAAUACUCAUUGAGGAUUAAUGACCGACCUGUUCUGUAUUCCUCAACCUUGUUUUUUACGCAGCAGUAUUGUGGUGCCCAUGUGAAGUAGUUGAAUAUUAUUUGGAAUAGAAACAUUAAUCAUUUCCAUUUAACUUGACAUUUUUCAUAAUUUUGUUCACUGUUCAUGACUGAGAUGGUUGUUCACUUGUCAUCUCCUGAAGUUGUUUCUAUUGAAUUAAACAAAAGGGUGUCCGA